This is a messenger RNA of Girardinichthys multiradiatus, 1043 nucleotides long. RefSeq names its product ADP-ribosylation factor-like 6 interacting protein 4 (gene arl6ip4). Lineage: Eukaryota; Metazoa; Chordata; Actinopteri; Cyprinodontiformes; Goodeidae. The record is from RefSeq and is a predicted model, not a curated record. Bases 81 to 803 code for a protein of 240 amino acids. The transcript has 5 exons.
CUGACAUUCUGAACGAGCAGACUUCCGGAACGCGUUUCCUGCAACGCAGCCUUUAUCUGUAAACAACUUGUGUUUCCGAGAUGAAUCGCAGCACAUCAUCGGAGAAAAAUGCUAGAGAGAAAAAAACACAGAAAAAGAAACGCGGACGGUCUUCUUCCUCCUCCGCCUCCUCUUCCUCUUCCAGCAGGAGCAGGUCGGCUAAGAAAACCUCUCUCAAGAAGAAGAAGAAGAAGAAGACAGAUGGAAAAGAGCUACGAAAGAGGCGGAGGGCGCGCUCUUCAUCUUCAUCAUCUACCGCCUCCUCCUCCUCUUCUUCCUCUUCAUCUUCUUCCUCCUCAAGCGAUGAGAGGAGAAAGAGGAAGAAGAGCAAAGCCAGGAAGAAGAAGCUGAAGAAGCAGAAGGCCAAGCUGAAGAAACAGAGGAAAAAGGAGAAAAAGAAGCUGAAGAAGCUGAAGAAAGACGCAGAGACGCUGCAGACUCCAGUAGUGAAACCUUCCUCCUACCUGGAUGUGAUGCAGAAGCAAGAAGAGGAAGAGGAGGAGGAGGAGCUGGGGCCAGUCAUGACCGAUGAGCAGAAGGCCCGGCUCGCCACUAAGAGACCUCUAACUAAGGAGGAGUACGAGGCCAGGCAGAGCGUGAUCCGCAGGGUGGUGGACCCUGAAACAGGAAGAACCAGGUUGAUGAGAGGAGAAGGAGAGAUCAUUGAGGAGAUAGUGACCCGAGACAGACACAAAGAGAUCAACAAGCAAGCAACAAUGGGAGAUGGUAAUGCCUUCCAGAGAAAACUGGGAAUGAACAGGUAGAAGAUAUCUACACAGCUUCAGUGAAAUUUUCCAAACUGCUGAGACCUUCAGAAGAAAAGACCCAGACCGUUUACUUCCUGUUCGUUUCUGAGUCAUUCUGAUUCUUUUAAAUAUCUUGUAAAGAUUUUCACAGUUUAAAUGUAUGUUUGAAUUAUGGCUGCAGGUUUCAUCAUUUUACAUCACACAGAAGCAAACUGUAAUUUAUACUAAAUAUGAAACAUAAUAAAUCAGAUUCAGUUA